AUGCUGACAAGGGCUAGUCGGCCUGAGGAGAUUGCUAUUGAUGAUGAUGAUCUGUACAUCUCCAUUGCUCUUCUUGCCGAAGCCGGGGAAGAGGAAAAGAGGAACAAGAAGAAGCGGCGUGGAGCAAUACCGGGGCGUACAGUGGUUCCAAGGGACAGGUUUGGUUCCAACUUGCGCAUUGUGGCCCAGUAUUUUGCAAAUCCUCCAGUGUACAAUGAAAAGUUCUUUAGGAGGAGGUUUAGAAUGUCCAUGAAUCGUUUCUUGCGCAUUGUGGAUGAGGUUGAGAGCCAUGAUGAUUACUUCAGGCAGAGGGCAAAUGCAGUAGCUGACAAUGUUGAUGAUGUUGUGAGACUUGCUGAGAGCACUAUGAAUGAAGCAUUCGAGCACUUUGUGAGGGCUGUGGUUGAGAAAUUUGGAGAGCAAUACUUGAGGGCACCUACGGUGGAUGACACAAAACAUUUAUUUGCUAUUAACAAGGCUAAAGGGUUUCCAUGUAUGCUUGGUUCUAAAGAGAGCAAUACUUGUGGAAGAAUUGCCCAACAGCUUGGAAAGGGAUGUUCUCUAAAUGACAUCAAUGUUCUGCAACGAUCACCAUUGUUUCAACGUCUUACAUCAGGGACAUCUCCGGAGGUGGAGUAUGAGGUUAAUGGUAACAAGUAUACCAUGGGGUACUACCUUGUCGAUGGCAUCUACCCUUUAUGGGCUACUUUUGUGAAGACCAUAUCUUGUCCACAAGGUAAUAAGAAGAAGCAUUUUGCAAAGGUGCAAGAAGCUGUGAGGAAGGAUGUGGAGAGAGCAUUUGGUGUUCUACAGAUUCGUUUUGCAAUGGUGAGGGGUCCUGCAAGAUGGUGGGACCCGGAUAUUCUUUGGUACAUCAUGACUGCUUGCGUCAUUCUGCAUAACAUGAUCAUCGACGAUGAGCGAGGUGAGGAGGAGGAGUUCGACUAUGAUCAAGAGGAUACAGAGGUGCUGACUCAAGAGGACUAUGGGUACCGUGAUCCACUUCUACUAGAGGAGUUCUCGGCGAUUCAUAGGGGCAUUAAAAAUAGGCAAACACACGAACAACUGAGAGAUGAUCUUGUUGAGCAUCUGUGGGAGUUGCAUAGUUCUCAGUAG
This is a messenger RNA of Brachypodium distachyon (stiff brome), 1116 nucleotides long. RefSeq lists its product as uncharacterized. Lineage: Eukaryota; Viridiplantae; Streptophyta; Magnoliopsida; Poales; Poaceae. The record is from RefSeq and is a predicted model, not a curated record. The transcript has 4 exons. The coding region runs from base 1 to 1116 and encodes 371 amino acids.